CACACACACACACACACACACACACACACACACACACACACACACACACACACACACACACACUGGGCGACCGCGAACAAGCCAGCGAAACUUAGGUGCCACACGCAACACGCAUUCUGAGCACACACACACACACUCUCACACACACUCCAGGAGACAAGAACAAGCCAAAGAAACUUAGGUGUCACGCUCAAGUACACACUCAGCACACACACGCACCAGGAGACCACGAACAAGCCAGCGAAACUUAGUUGCAACAUACACAACACACUCGCACACACACUGAGCACACGCACACGCAGAGACACUCUGGGGAACAGCGAACUAGCCAGCGAAACUUAGGUGCACAUACACAACACCACACUCACGCGCACGUUCACACUCCCUUCCCCCACCCGCGGCAUCGCUGGCCACAGGCUGCAGGACAACGAUCCAUCGAUCGAACCCACGAGACCGUUCCUCCCCGCCGGGGUCCCUCGCGCGGGGCCCGGCCCAAUCCCGUGGAAGGAACAGAAGCUGGGGGUCGUGGUUCUUCACCAGAUCCGAAACUCCUGAAUUGGCUACCGAAGUCAAAUGAAAUGCAGCUAAGUGAUGGAGCAGCUAUUCCAGAAUGCCCCCUCUGCUAAAAAUUAAAUAAAAUAAUUCCAUUACACCUCAUAGAACAGACAGGGGGUGGAAAAUUACGGUUUUUGCAAAAGUAAACUACAAAAUUACUAUAUUUACAAAAGUCUCCUGGAAAAACAUUUCAUGUUACUAAGUUACUGAAGGAAUAACUUCUUUUUGACCUAUUGCAACUGUGAAGAGAAUAACUGCUACAUUAAAACAGGACUUAUAUAUGUUAGAUUAUUUUUCUAGCAAAUUGUUAUUUCAUAGAAAUCAUGAUAUGAUCAUUAGAGAGAGAAAAACCCCCAACAACUGAAGUCCAUGUGUGUCAAGAUGACCUCUGAAGAAAUGGUAGCUUCUGUUCUUGUUCCUGUGACACAGAAGAAAGUGAUAGCUGCUCACUCAGCUACAGAUGAAAGUGGUGAAAAUGCCUCAGACACCAGUGUUAUAAAAAGACGUACUAAUAAACCAAACAAAGAAAUUCCUCAUACUCUCUCAUGCUUGAACAUAUUUAGAGAAGAACGUAUUGAAAGUCCAUUGCCCAAGAUUUUCUCAGUCUCAAGUAAAGACGCAAUGAAUGAUACGAAUAGCCGUGAAAACUUUGGGGAGAGAAGUGUGCCAGAUUCAGUGGAGUAUAUUAACGUUAACUGUAACAACAUGCAUAAGAACUGUCAGAGUUCACAUAGCCAGUUGUCUAAGUCAUGUGAAUCUGUAUCAGAAGAAAACCUGUGUUUGGAUACUGGAAUUUCAUCUUCACUGGAAAGAAACAUGUUUGCUGGAAUUAAACUGGAAGUAGAUGAACCUCCAGGAGAAACAAAUCCUAUUAGAAGUCAAUCAGCAAUUAUUCAAACUAGCAGAGGUCAUACUGAUAACAUGGCUAUAUUUCAUUUUCAUUAUGCAGUUGAGAGAAAUGUAUCAAAGACUUUUUGUACCAUAUCUGAUGGCUUAAUUUUAGAUGAUUGUGGCAACUGUGUACAACUACCAGAUAUUGGAAAUGAUCAAAAGGGCGAUUACUCAGCAUAUACUUGUAGUUUAAUGGAACUGGCAAAUGACUGUGACAAAAAGAAUGGACUGAAGAGAUAUGAUAACUAUGAUACCUUAAGUGAUAAAUAUUUAUGCUUAGAAAGAUCUUGCCAGAAGGUUAAAAUGGUAUGUUCAAAUAAAAGCUGCUGUGGUGAUAAUUUUCCUGGAAGAAUGCCCACCAAGCCCUUUUUGAGUCAUUUGGAAGAUUGUACUGAUCAUUUUGAAGAAGACAUGGAGGAGGAUUUUUUUAAAAACAAAAGGGAGCGGUCCACUUUGUUAAUUAGAAGAUUUUGCAAAAAUGAUAAGGAAGUUAAGAAAUCUGUUUAUACUGGAACCAGAGCAAUUAUGAGAACCCUGCCUUCUGGGCACAUAGGGCCUGGAGCUUGGAGUUAUAUUGAACAGAAAAGAAAUCAUGAAAUUAAGAACUUUAACAGUUCAGCAGAGCAUAUAGCAAGAGUACAGAUUAGGCAAGAUGUGAAUGUCUGUCUUAGAAAAUCCCAUUGGUAUUUGAUCAACAACACAGUGAGAAGGGGAGAAGAAACAGAAGGCACUCUUGGAUCGUUUCUCCAUUUCUUCGGGAAGGCUCUAGCCUUAGACACAAUCCAUGGACAUAUUAAUAUUGGCCCACGCUUGAAACAAUGUGUUCGAGACACUUCAUGUGAAUACCGAGCCACUUUUCAAAGGACUUCAAUUUCUCAGUACAUCACAGGUUCUUUAUUAGAGGCAACUACAUCUUUGGGUGCAAGAAGUGGCCUUUUAAAUACUUUUGGAGGAUCAGUAGGAAGAAUAAUGUUGAAAGAACGUCAACAAUGUACCUCCGUGGCCAGUUCAACCAGCCUCCCUUCAAAUGUAGCUGGUCUAAGUAAUGAGCUCGUAGAACUUCAACACCUCAUUCAGUUCCCAGAGGAAGUUGCUUGUAUUCUGACUGAACAGGAGCAGAGUAUCUACCGACAAGUGUUGCCUGUCGACUACCUUUGCUUCUUAACCAGGGACUUGGGAAAUGCUGAAUGCCAGAGUAAACUUCCAUGGCUCAAGGCUACAGUGUCUGCAUCUAUCCUUACCUCCCAGAACAGUGAGCACAAUGCUCUGGAAAAUCUUGUAACAAGAUUUAAUGAGGUGAGUUCUUGGGUGACAUGGCUGAUACUCACAGCAGGCACCAUGGAAGAAAAACGGGAAGUCUUCUCAUAUUUAGUACAUAUUGCAAAAUGCUGCUGGAAUAUGGGCAACUACAAUGCUGUUAUGGAAUUCCUGGCCGGCCUCAGGUCAAGGAAAGUUUUAAAGAUGUGGCAGUUUAUGGACCAGUCUGACAUUGAAACCAUGAGAAGCCUGAAGGAUGCAAUGGCCCAACAUGAAUCUUCCUCUGAAUACAGGAAAGUGGUGAACCGGGCUCUGAAUAUCCCUGGCUGUAAAGUGGUUCCUUUUUGUGGCGUCUUUUUAAAGGAGCUUUGUGAAAUUCUAGAUGGAACAUCUGGAUUUAUGAAACUUUGCCCACGAUAUAACUCACAGGAUGAAACUUUAGAGUUUGUAGCUGAUUACAACGGACAAGAUAAUUUCUUACAACGAGUAGGGCAAAAUGGCUUAAACAACCCAGAGAAGGAAUCUACUGUUAACAGUAUUUUUCAAAUUAUCCGAAGCUGCAAUCGCAGUCUGGAACCUGAAGAAGAAGACAGCUUCAGUGAAGGCGACAAUUCAAGGAAAAACUCCUUAAAGGACAAAACUCGAUUGCAGUUUAUAAUUGGAGAGCUAUCUGAUUCAGAAAGUGAUAUUUUUGAGCAGGCAAAAGAAUGGGAUUUCCACGGAACAGAAGAAGAGCAGAAAGCAUUCAACCAUGGAACAGAACUCAUUCCUUGGUAUGUGUUGUCCAUUAGAGCUGAUGUCCAUCAGUUCAUACUCCAGGGAGCCACCGUCAUUCACUAUGACCAGGAUACGCAUCUAUCAGCACGCUGUUUUCUUCGGCUUCAGCCUGAUAAUAGUACUUUGACCUGGAUAAAACCUACAACUGCCUCGCUAGCCAAUACUAAAGCCAAGUUAGGCAUCACAGGAAACCUAGCUGAACCUGGCAAACUUCAGUCACUUGGCAAUACUGGAUUAAAUGGUUUGGUGGAAGGUUUCUUGGAUUUGUUUUCAGCCAAGGCUGUGUACAUGGGACAUCCUGGCAUCGAUAUGCACACUGUGUGUGUUCAGAACAAACUCAGUAACAUGUCCCUCUUAGAGAAUAGUGUGACACUGCUUUAUGGGCUUCAGACUACUGAUAAUAGAUUAUUACACUUUGUGGCACCAAAGCACACUGCUAAAAUGGUAUAUGAUGGAUUAUUAGAAUUAACCAAAGCUGUAAGAAAAAUGAGGAAAUUUCCCGACCAGCGACAACAGUGGCUAAGGAAGCAAUAUGUCAGUCUCUAUCAGGAGGAUGGAAGGUUUGAAGGUCCAACUUUGGCUCAUGCUGUUGAACUGUUUGGUGGCAGACGUUGGACUACACGAAAUACAAGCCCAGUAACACUGUCUAAAAGUGUGGAGAAACCUAUUGUCCAGAGGAACAACACCCUUGGGAUAAGUGCAAAUAAGAAAAAGAAAAAAAUCCUUAUGAGGGGUGAAAGUGGAGAGGCUACUGAUGAUGAGAUGGCCACACGAAAGGCAAAAAUGUAUAAGGAGUGCCGUGGCCGCAGUGGCUCAGAUCCUCAAGACCUUAAUGAGCAAAAAGAAUCAGAUCAGAAUGUUAUCAUUAGUCCUUCUAAUAAUCUGCCCUCCAGAAGAGCCCACUCUUUGACUACAGCUGGAUCUCCUAACUUAGCUGCUGGAGCACCUUCACCAGUCAGACCACUCUCCUCACCUGUAUUGUCACCUUCAAGCAAGAGUCAGCCUAAUACGUGGAGCAGCAGUAGUUGGCAUGGCCAAGUCAAAGGUGGACUGAAGGGAUUUCAGAAUUUCAUGGUUUCGGAUAGUAACAUGAGUUUUGUUGAAUUUGUAGAGCUGUUCAAGUCAUUCAGUGUCCGAAGUCGAAAGGACCUCAAGGAUCUGUUUGACGUCUACGCUGUGCCCUGCAGUCGAUUGGGCUCUGAGUCUGUCCCACUCUAUACGAACCUGAGAAUUGAUGAAAAUACCAGUGGCCUUCAGCCUGAUUUAGAUUUGUUAACCAGGAACGUGUCUGAUUUGGGCCUGUUCAUUAAGAAUAGGCAACAGUUAUCAGACAACCAGAGGCAGAUAUCUGAUGCCAUUGCUGCUGCUAGUAUUGUGACUAAUGGUUCUGGAAUAGAAAGCACCACACUCGGUGUUUGUGGGGUUGGCAUACUGCAGCUCAAUGACUUUUUAGUGAAUUGCCAAGGAGAACACUACACUUAUGAUGAGAUCCUCAGCAUUAUUCAGAAAUUUGAGCCUAGUGUGAGUAUGUGUCAGCAGGGUCUAAUGUCGUUUGAAGGAUUUUCCAGGUUUCUGAUGGAUAAAGAUAAUUUUGCUUCACAAAAUGAUGAAUCACUAGAGAAUGUUAAAGAAUUGCAGUUACCACUCUCCUAUUAUUACAUUGAAUCUUCGCACAACACAUACCUCACAGGACAUCAGCUUAAAGGAGAGUCCUCAGUGGAGCUAUAUAGCCAGGUCCUCUUGCAGGGCUGUCGGAGUGUGGAAUUAGACUGUUGGGAUGGUGAUGAUGGGAUGCCAAUUAUUUAUCACGGACACACACUCACUACCAAGAUUCCCUUCAAGGAAGUAAUUGAAGCCAUUGAUCGCAGCGCCUUCAUCAACUCUGACCUGCCUAUCAUAAUAUCUAUAGAAAAUCACUGUUCAUUGCCUCAGCAACGAAAAAUGGCAGAAAUUUUCAAGAAUGUAUUUGGAGAAAAACUAGUUGCCAAGUUUUUGUUUGAGAGUGAUUUCUCUGAUGAUCCGAUGCUUCCUUCACCUGACCAACUUAGGAGAAAAGUGCUUCUUAAAAACAAAAAGCUGAAAGCUCAUCAGACUCCAGUGGAUAUAUUAAAGCAAAAGGCUCAUCAGUUGGCAUCGAUGCAAACACAGACUAGUAAUGGUGGUAGUGUCAAUCCUACUCCUGCUAAUAAUGACGAAGAGGACGAUGAGGAGGAUGAAUAUGAUUAUGACUAUGAAUCUCUUUCUGAUGACAACAUCCUGGAAGACCGACCUGAAAGUAAGUCAACAAGUGACAAACUACAGUUUGAGUACAACGAAGAAAUUCCCAAGAGGAUAAAGAAAACAGACAACUCUAUUUGCAACAAGGGAAAGGUUUAUGACAUGGAACUGGGUGAAGAAUUUUAUCUUCCACAGAAUAAAAAAGAGAGUAGACAGAUAGCCCCAGAGCUUUCUGACCUUGUCAUCUACUGCCAAGCUGUAAAAUUUCCAGGAUUGUCGACUUUAAACCCAUCUGGCUCUAGCAGAGGAAAAGAAAGGAAAAGCAGGAAGUCCAUUUUUGGCAACAAUCCGGGCAGAUUAAGCCCUGGGGAGACAGCAGCAUAUACCAAAACAUCUGGAAAAAGUUCCUUUGAUGGCACGCGGCAGACCUGGGAAGAGGUUUGUUCUCUCAGCACAGCCCCGUCACUCAGCGCUAUCAUUAGGACGCCAAAAUGCUACCACAUCUCGUCCCUGAAUGAGAAUGCUGCCAAGCGACUGUGCCGCCGGUAUUCCCAGAAACUGAUAGAGCACACCGCCUGCCAGCUGCUGAGAACAUACCCUGCUGCCACACGCAUCGACUCUUCCAACCCCAACCCCCUCUUGUUCUGGCUGCAUGGGAUACAGCUGGUCGCACUCAACUACCAAACAGACGAUCUCUCCUUACACUUAAAUGCAGCAAUGUUUGAAGCGAAUGGUGGCUGUGGUUAUGUUUUGAAGCCCCCUGUCUUAUGGGACAAGAGCUGUGCUAUGUAUCAGCAGUUUUCUCCGUUGGAAAGAGAUAUGGAAAACAUGGAGCCUGCUCUCUAUUCUUUAACUAUUGUCUCUGGUCAGAAUGUGUGUCCUAGUAACAGCACAGGAAGUCCGUGUAUUGAAAUUGAUGUCCUGGGAAUGCCACUGGAUAGCUGCCAUUUCCGCACUAAACCCAUUCAUCGAAAUACUCUUAACCCCAUGUGGAAUGAACAGUUUCUGUUCCGAGUUCAUUUUGAAGAUCUUGUAUUUCUUCGUUUUGCCGUUGUUGAAAACAACAGUUCAGCUGUAACUGCCCAAAGAAUCAUUCCACUAAAGGCUUUAAAAAGAGGAUAUCGUCAUCUUCAGCUGAGAAAUCUACAUAACGAAGUCUUAGAAAUCUCUAGCUUGUUCAUAAACAGCAGGAGGAUGGAAGAAAAUUCCAGUGGCACCACAGUAGUGGCAGCAGCAAUGUUCAGCACAGAAGAAAGAAAAGGUCUGGUGACAUACAAGGUCACAGUACAUGGGAUUCCAGGUCCAGAGCCUUUUACCACUUUCAUUAUAAAUAAAGAGACUAAAGCAAAGCAGCUUCUUCACCAAAUUUUGACUACUUCACAAGGUUCCAUACCAAUCACCACAGACUGCUUUUUGAUUGAAGAAAAAUAUUUUAUAUCUAAAGAAAAAAAUGACUUCAGGAAACAGCCAUUCCAGAGAAUAAUCAGUCCAGAAGAAGAGAUUGUGCAGAUUUUGAACAGCUGGUUCCCAGAAGAAGGUUAUGUUGGAAGGAUUAUUUUUAAAGUCCAGGAGGAACAGCCAGAGGAGAAGAGUGUCUUCCAGGAAGAGAAGGAGGUGACCUUGAGCUCAGAAGAUGAAAGCUUCUUUGUACAAGUCCAUGAUGUCUCCCCAGAGCAACCCCGCACAGUCAUCAAAGCUCCCCGGGUCAGCACUGCCCAGGAGGUCAUCCAGCAGACUUUGUGCAAAGCAAAAUAUUCUUAUAGUAUUUUGAGCAAUCCCAACCCGAGUGACUACGUGCUUCUGGAGGAGGUGCUAAAGGAACCUGCUAACAAGAAAUCUUCUACACCCAAGUCUUCUCAGAGGGUUCUCGGAGACCAGGAGUGUGUGUUCCAGGCUCAAAGCAAGUGGAAGGGAGCAGGAAAAUUUAUUCUUAAGCUAAAGGAACAGGUUCAGGCAGCUCGUGAUGAUAAAAGAAAAGGCAUUUCCUUUGCUAAUGAAAUUAAGAAAUUUACGAAGUCUAGUAAGCAGUACCGAGGAUUCACAUCACCCUCUCAGCUUUCAGUAGCAGAAAGUGUCCAGGUAAAGGAAGAAAAACCUGUGAGCAGCUUCCCUUCUAAUGAUGUGACAGACCAUCACCCAUGAGCACCUUCAGUUUGUUCCAUCCAGGUGCGGUGCCCUGCUUACGUGGAAAAAACGAAAUCAAGAAGCAGACAGCUGGAAGUACAUGGGCAGUUUCGGGAUGUAGACUUCCUCCUAGAGACAGCAUUAGGUUCUUGCUGCCUGGUCCCCCUCCGUCUUCCUGAGGAUGGCAUGUGCAGGUCAGCAGGACGUCUGCCCCUGUGCCACAGGUUACAAUCAUCGGAGAAAGGACCACACUCCUACACUUUCCUUGACACAGAGAAGUGGAUUUAGAGUAUACCGAUGUCUGUCAUGUACAUUGUUUGACUAUGUGGCAUUGCUAGGCAUUGUAAAUGUGAACACAGCUUUUAGAAUGAGAGACUUGUACAGAGUAGCCUUUGCGGGAGGCCGGAUUCAGAGGUUCGAGGCUGCUGCAGUGAGCCUGGCUUCCCUGCACGUUGCACUCUUGGUCUUGGUUGAAGUUCCUUCUCUGUGUCAGAGGGAGUGACAAAUACAUCUGAGUACAUUUCACUGAAUGUCUCACUGUUCCAUUCCCUUUCUUUCUAGUUUAUUCUCACAAUAUCUUAGAUGGUGUAUAACACUAAUUAAUUUAACAUAUCUACUGACCUCUUGACAAAAGGAACUUAAUUUUUAGCAAAAAUUAGUUUUUCAACUGUGUUUAAAGUAAAAUUAUUUAUUUUAUUGACUCAAUGUAUGUACUGACACUGUAAUGAUAUAUUUAUUAUUCAUAGGCUUUUGUAUCUCCUUCAUAUUAGAAGAUUAUUAUUUAGGGAUUCUGUUAGAAAAUUUCCUAAUAAGAAAAACCAUAUUCUGAACAUUUGAAAUUUGCCAAAAUAACACAAAAAAUGUUUCGAUACCACUUCUGAAAACAUAGCAAACAUUUAUCCAUGACAUAGUUUAAAGUUAAGUAUAAAUUUUGAAACUUUUGCUAUAGAACAUCAGCAACCGAUACAUUUUUUUCUGAAUCCAAGAAGAGAAAAAUCAAGGCAUAGCUUGACCUUAGUACAUGCUGUCAAGCAGAAAUUUGUAUAAUUUUGCUUUUCUUAUUGAUUCCAUUCUAAUUUAAAAGAAAUGUCCCCACAGGAAAAAAAGGCAACAACGUAGAUCAUUAAAAUGAUGCUUAAGAAUCCCAAUCUUCUCAUCAGAGUGCUCUGCAUUUGUUGGUCCUCAGUGUAGUCCCUAGGCACUUACCUCUCCUACAUAAUCCUUACAAGAGAUUAGGACAGCAGAUGUCGGUACCUGUGUCCUCUGCACAUUCAUUCAAAGAGUAACUUAUCAAAAUGUCUCGGUCACAGCUGAAUUCCCUCUUGUACGUCAUCCACCCUGACUCCAUGAACUAUGAGGACUUAAUCAGCCAAAACAAAUUCUGUCCGUCUGGAGAAGACAACAGCACCUCCUAUUUACACAGUGCUCUUCUCAUAAUCCUAUCAGAAGUGACAGAUCUAUUAUCUUUAUUUUUAGGCAGAGGAAACCAUGACUCAGAUGAGGAGGACAGUCCCACCAGGCCCAGCUACUUCCCUUUUUAGCUGGGGGGGGGGGAGAAGGAGAAAGAGUUUUUCCAGGUUUCUGUUUUAGAAGUAAAAUUAUUUAUUGACCCAAGGUACAUGGUGAUACUGUAGUAAUAACAUUUAUUACAUAUGGCUUAAUUUGGCUCCAUUUGGGGACAGAACCAACUACAGCAGUUCAAUGGUACAAUAUAUAUAUAUAUAUAUAUAUAUAUAUAUAUAUAUAUAUAUAUACAUAUACAUUCACAUAUACUAGUCACAUCAGAUGCUAACUUCGUAACAGAAAGGGAUACUACCUAUUCCUUAAAACACAUCCCUCAUCAAAGAACUCUAUCAAACUUCAUUAAGUAGUAACUAAAGCUUUUAGUUCAAUUCCAGUCAUUGUUUAUUAAUAUCUGUAGGGGGUUCAUUAUCUUGUCUGAUGUGUGGUGUUCACUAUACACAGUACCCCUAUAGUUUCCUAAUAGUUUUGUGGUUUGGGUUUUUUGUUUUGGGGAGCGGGGGUCACUAAGGAAAUGUGUACAUCUAAGUUAAUCUAUCUAGAUUCUUAAAUUGACUAAAUGUAAAAGCAAAAUUGUACUAAGUAUUUGAAAAGUAAAGUCAGUUGCUAUCCUUUUUCCAUUUAAUGAUGUUAUACUUAGAGUCUAUGUACUAGUUGAAGAAUAGGGCCUCUAAUGUUUGUUGUAAGUUACUUAAAAAUGUCACACUGUAAAUCAAGAUGUUUUUUCUUCCUGUGGAUGGUGCCGGAACUUGAGUGGGUCUGUUUUUCAUCCUAAUAGGAAUUUGGGUCACAGGCCUACGUGAGGUGUGAGCAAAUGAGAAGAAAGUGAACAUAAAGCCAAGUGCAUCAAAAGACUCUUAAGAAAAUCACCAAAAAGCCAUAACCACAUGCAAAACAACGAAGGCCAAAUCUGAAUAAGGCCUUAGUUUCAAGGAUCAUGUACAAAAGUCCAUAAAGAAAAAUGUCUGUGUAUACAUCCUCUCGAGGCUAGUUCUGCUUUUCAAACGACAAAUGGUCAGGAAGCACAAGAGAGCCUUUUAUGGAAUCAAAGCCUCUCUGGAGGCUCCUCAUUAAACUGUAGACCACAAGUAGUACAUCUGUAGCACUGGGGACACUACCUGACUCCUCCUAUUUUCCAUGAUUUGUGCUUAAAAGAAAGUUUUCCCCAAAUGAUUUAAUCAUACUUUUUUUAAAAAGUUAAAUAUUUUAACAAAAUUCUUAAACUUCUUGUGCUAAUUUAUGAAAAGGAAGUCACUGACAGUCAUUUGCCAGGAACUUUCCUUGAAGUUUGUGGCUGACUAGCACCACCCCCUUCCCCUUCCAAUUUUUGAACUUCAACAAUGAAAUGGUCCUUGAGGAGCAAACACUCUGUACCCACCCCCCAAAAAAAGGCCAGAGAAUAUUUUUUUCUUACAAAAAUCCAAAGUUUAAUUCAUUCAUCAGGUGUGUCACUGGUCCAAGAACAUUAAGAACAUUAACACUACAAAUAAGCACCCUAGGAUGAAGGAACUGUACGUUUCCCCUCAAAUUACUCAUCAGAAAUGAAAAUGGUAUAUAGUACUCCAUUUCAAUACUUCUCUUUUUAGUGUAUUACUGAUAGUUCCAGGAUACCUUUAUUUCAAGAUAAUUCUUACCUGAUGGCACAAGACUUUAACAAGGUUAUAUUAGGGCAGUUCAAAUGCAAUGCCAGGUCAGCUUUUAAUUUCCAUGUUGGAAAACAGUAGGAUUUAUAUGAUCAGUCCUCUACCCCAGGCCAGCAUCUUCUUGAGCUGUUGACUGUGCCCCCACCCCAUCCAAUCCUACACCCAUCCUUCAAGGCUGACCUCCUCUAUAAAGCCUCUCCCAACAACUUAAGGCUACAAUAAUUUCUCACCUGAAGUGAUUCAACUUCACAAACAAUUCAGUACCCUCUAUAUAUGUGAAAGGACACAGUCUCUGGCCUCAAAAGGGUUUACAUCCUACUAGAAGAUAAAUAUAUCACUAGGUCUUGUUCAUACUUCUCACUUUUACUUAAGAGUAAUGCUUUACAUCAUUAUCUGGUUCACAUCAAGGUGUUUUCAUCCCAACAAUAUUUUAGGCUUCUUAAGGGGCCAGAUCUUACAAUUGUGUCUCUUUCCCCUUGUACUAGGCACUGGCCUAUGCUCAUAACAGGUGCUCAAUCCUUAUUGAACAGAACAAUUAAGGUGGUUUCAGAACACAGCCUCUCUACACUUAAAUAUGUUAAUAGUUAUCACCUAUCAUUUUGCUGUAAUCCUUAUUUUGACAGCUCACAGAGUAUUCAGGGUGACACCAGUUAGACAACACUGCACUCCCGGUGUACAUCUCAAAACAUGUCACACACCAAGAGCAUCCACUAGGCUUUAUAGAGUUGGAAAUUUCUGUACAUUGAGUUUCUAUUAAAUCUUAAACCUGAUUUUUCACCUUAACUGUUUACUGCCAAUUUGAAGUACAAUUGUAUAUGUAUAUGUUUGAAAAAUAAAUGGUUUGUGAUGUC
This is a messenger RNA of Phascolarctos cinereus (koala), 11836 nucleotides long. RefSeq names its product phospholipase C epsilon 1 (gene PLCE1). Gene Ontology annotation, biological process: phosphatidylinositol-mediated signaling; G protein-coupled receptor signaling pathway; release of sequestered calcium ion into cytosol. Gene Ontology annotation, molecular function: phosphatidylinositol-4,5-bisphosphate phospholipase C activity; guanyl-nucleotide exchange factor activity. NCBI's taxonomy places the organism in Eukaryota, Metazoa, Chordata, Mammalia, Diprotodontia, Phascolarctidae. The record is from RefSeq and is a predicted model, not a curated record.